AUGAAUACUUGUCAGAGUACGACGAAGAUCGUGGUCGGUAUCGACUUUGGCACCACCGCCACGCGCGUGUCUCACGCCGCUUGGGGUGGGCGAGAGCCCGAUAUUAGCCAGGUCGGGCAUGUCUUCUUUGGCCCAGGCAAGAUCUCGAUACCUUCGAAACUAGCCUACAAGGACGGCGCUAUUCGUUGGGGAGAGGCUGCAGACACCGAAUAUCCGUGUCACGUUUCGAUCAAGCAUCUUCUCAACGGCAUGUUGGAUCAAGAAACAAUAGCAAAUACCCCACAGUUUGCCGGGCUUGAGACUCUGCAGUUGCCUGCCGACAUGACCCCUCAGCAAAUCAUCGGGGAUUUUCUCCGAACGCUGCGUGGCCAUAUUUUGGAACAACUGGCAUCUUCUUACCAUGAAAAGGGGCUUUCCGUCGAAUAUUAUUUUACAGUUCCCGCAGCCUGGUCAGAAGAUGGACAGACUCGCAUGCGGGAGGCCAUUACUAUCGCUGGGUAUGGUACCAGGGUCUUCUUCAUAAGUGAGGCCGAGGCGGCGGUUGUUUUCCUCCAAAAGGCUAUGCCUGGGCUACUGCCCAUGGGCCAUUACUUGGUCUGCGACGUCGGUGGUGGCACCACGAACUAUAAUAUCUUGACAGCAGCUAGCGGUAUGUAA
Molecule: messenger RNA, 657 nt
Organism: Aspergillus heteromorphus CBS 117.55
Lineage: Eukaryota; Fungi; Ascomycota; Eurotiomycetes; Eurotiales; Aspergillaceae
Product: Hsp70 family protein
Exons: 4
Coding region: 1-657 (218 amino acids)
Source: RefSeq, a predicted model, not a curated record